AUGGAUCUUCCUGCGAAAGAUGUGGAGCUUCUACCAGAAAAUGAGAAAAUUCAAGAUGAGAAAGAGAGAGGACCCACAUUUCAUUGUGAGCUCUAUGACACAGAAAUGGUUCGCAAGAUAGCUCAAGUUUUCCUCCCAGGAUUAUCCUCAGCUUGUGUCGAUAACACAACUGGGGAUAUGUUUAGGUCCCCUGGUUCGGUAGCUGUCGAUAUUAGGAAAGAAAUGAUUGAUUAUCUGACCCAGAGAAGUGAAAGUUUUGUUGCAGAAUCAGUUGUACUAGAAGGUGGUCCAGAUGCAGAGGUAUCCGACCAUCCCUUUGAUAUAAUUUCUGAUAUGGUUGAUGACUUUGCGAGUUUGAAAAGGAAUUUGUUUGGUCGGGUUUCAGGUUGGUUACUAAGUGAAAAGAGAGAAGAUAAGAUAGAUGAUUUCGUGCAAGAGAUGGAAAUAAAUGGGUUUUGGUUGUUGGACAGGAGAGAAACAAUUGCACAGAUUUUGGUUAAGAAUGUUGACUUCAAGAACAUUUUUCAUUGUGACAAGAAGUUCAACACUGCUGAAGAGCUGGCUGAGCAUGUUCGCAACUGUGGCUUUAGGACCAUGAACUGCACAAACGAGGGGUGUACCACUGUAUUUUGUGCAAGCCAUCUUGAGAAGCAUGAUUCAACUUGUCCUUUCAAAAUAAUCCCAUGUGAGCAGCAGUGCUCAGAAAACAUCAUGAGACGUGAAAUGGACCGACACUGCAUAACUGUCUGUCCUAUGAAGAUAGUGAACUGUCCUUUCUAUGCUGUGGGUUGUCAAUCCACUGUGCCUCAUUCUGUCCUUCAGCAACACCGUUCCGACAAUCUCCGUUCACAUUUGCUGUAUACUCUUAAAAGUAUCCACAAGGGAGCAUCAGAGGAGGAUCUGAAGAAACGUGUUGACCAAAUAGUGGAGUUAUCUUCUGGUCAACUAGCAGACGCUAGAGAUGUAAGAUCUCUAACCCUCAAAGUCAAGGAUCUUGAAGCAAAGCCUGGGCCAUUGGAAGUUAUAGCUGCUGAAAAGGUUAGUGAAGAAUCCAACAAGGCUGGAGAGAACAGUAGGGAAGAUUCCAUUGAGGCUGUAAAAAAGGGUGGUGAAGAAUCGACUGAGGUGGCGAAAAUUGGUAGUGAGAAAUCCACUGAAGAAUCGACUGCGGUAGACAAAACUGGUAGUGAAAAAUCCACUGAGAACAUAAAUAAGGUUGGUGAAGAAUUUUCGAGCAUUCGAAUUUAA
Dovyalis caffra is the source of this 1248-nucleotide messenger RNA. Lineage: Eukaryota; Viridiplantae; Streptophyta; Magnoliopsida; Malpighiales; Salicaceae. The record is from the annotation of a GenBank genome assembly.